Molecule: messenger RNA, 1408 nt
Organism: Harmonia axyridis
Lineage: Eukaryota; Metazoa; Arthropoda; Insecta; Coleoptera; Coccinellidae
Product: chymotrypsin-C-like
Exons: 5
Coding region: 242-1216 (324 amino acids)
Biological process (GO): proteolysis
Molecular function (GO): serine-type endopeptidase activity
Source: RefSeq, a predicted model, not a curated record
AAAGAAUGUGCGUUAAUGGUUAUUAACCUAAGUCGCACUUGACCUUUUUUUUAUCAAGUCGAAUCAAAGUGACAAUAAAUAAUACUUUCUCAUUCCAUUCGUUUAUUCCCCAUUACUCAAUUCAAAUUUCCAAAACUUAUUAUCUUAUCAAGUAUUUCUUUCAAAGAUAAAGUUGUCGGAGAAGGAGCCCGACACAAUACAAUUAGUUGUUACGUGUUGAUUAUGUUCAUCUAAAAAAACCAUGCAGAUUUUAUGUAUAUGUUUUUUACUACCGUUUGCUUUAUCAGAAUCGGGUAUCAACAAAAAAUGCAUUACACCUCAUGGAGCAAUUGGUACAUGUCAAGAAGCAACAUCCUGUCCUUUAUUCUUGAAGUAUCAUCAAUUUUCUAACAGUUCUGCUGUUAGGAAAUACUUCAAACAAUCCAUAUGUGGAGAAAGGUAUAAUAUGAAAUUGAUUUGUUGUGAUCAUAUUGACAGCAAUCCGUUUGAAGAAUGUGGUGCACAAAAAGAAGAAAAAAGUGCAACAUCAGAUGACAGUGCAAAGCAUUUUCCUUGGAUGGCAGCUAUUCAGUACAGAAAUGGAAAUGAAAAACCAGUUUUUAAAUGUCAGGGUUUCCUGAUCAACCAAAAUUUUAUACUGACAGCGGCUCAUUGUUUGAAAAAUUCCGGAAUCCAUUCUGUCAUUUUAGGGGUAUCCAAUUUAUCGAAUUAUGCAGAACAAGAAUCACAUAAGAAACUUAAGAUUUUGAAUGUGUCUUACCACGAAAACUACAAAGUUGCUGAUGACAUCGGUCUUAUUCGAAUUGAGUCAGUGAAGUAUGGAGAUAAAAUCCGUUGGAUAUGUCUUCCAAGCAAAAAUGCUCCUAUACCUGACUGGUUCACUGUUAGAGGUUGGGGUAUGAAUGAUGAGAAGUCUGUUUUCACCGUCACACGUCAAAAUUUUAUACCAUCGAUUUCCUAUUCCCACUGUCCACAUGCAUGGAGAAGAAAUAUAGACGAAAGUAAGAUAAUAUGUGCUGGUGGAGAACUCAAUAUGGAUGUGUGUGAUGGAGAUUCUGGAGGGGCCUUAAUGAAUAAGACUGAACUAGGAUGGACUGCAUUUGGUAUUGUAGCUUUUGGCUCCAGAGAUUGUUCAAGGGGCGAUCCGGGAGUCUAUACUAAAAUACAAAACUAUUUAGACUGGUUAGACAGAACUAUGAUUGAAAUGCUACAUUGAAAAAUGAAUAAUAUUCAACCAGUAUUUGAUAAAAAGUGUUCUAUGACUCACUAAAGAAGACCAUGAUUUGAUAUCCGAUACUGAAUCUUGGGAAUAAUAAACCAUCAUUAUUGUAAAUAAAACAAGUAUUAAGAAGUUUUUACGGUCUGUUGCUUUGAAACUUGUAUCAUAAUUAUAUUUAUUACUCACAAA